AUGUUCAAAAGUAUUAUAAUACCUAGUGGUAGAGCUAGAUUGAUAAAUCAAUGUAUUGUAUCACAUAAUAACAAUCAUAUUAGAAGUCUAACGUCCAUAACCAAAUUCGAUACUAAAAAGUUUGUUCAAUCAUUAGAACAAAAGGGAGGAUUUACUAAACAAGAGGCAGAGACUGCAGUUAAUAUUGUCAAUAAAGCUAUAAAUGAUGGGAUAUAUUCUAUAACUAGGAAUUUAGUUACUAAGGAAGUUUUAUCGUCAACUGCAUAUCAACAAAAAGUUGAUUUUGCUAAAUUAAAGGGAGAACUUCAAACUAUGGAUAAAUCUGAAUUAACUGAUUUAAAGAAAGAACAAGAGAAAUUAAGAACUGAUUUAACUAAUUUAAGGAAUCGAUUAAAAGAAGAAAUUACAAAGAAUCAAGCAGGUGUAAGAUUGGAUUUGAAUUUAGAAAAGGGAAGAAUAAGAGAAGAAAGUUCUAUUCAUGAACUGAAAAUCGAAGAUACUUAUACUAGAAUUGAUGAAGAGAUUGCUAAUAUGCAAAUGCAAAUUAAAUCAGUAAAGACUCAAGUUAUGCAAUGGUUAAUUGGGGUUUCAUCUGGUACAUUUGCUUUAUUAUUAGCAUUCAUUAGAUUUUUUGGUUAA
Messenger RNA from Scheffersomyces coipomensis, 639 nucleotides. RefSeq lists its product as uncharacterized. Lineage: Eukaryota; Fungi; Ascomycota; Pichiomycetes; Serinales; Debaryomycetaceae. Bases 1 to 639 code for a protein of 212 amino acids. The record is from RefSeq and is a predicted model, not a curated record. The transcript has a single exon. Gene Ontology annotation, biological process: mitochondrial respiratory chain complex IV assembly. Gene Ontology annotation, cellular component: mitochondrion.